AUGCCACCACACACAUAUAAAUCUGAAUACCCACCCAGUUCCCAAAUCGACGAAGGCAUCAAGACCUUCUUUGAAGAUUUCUACCGCACAAGCGACACGCCGACCCCGGACGCGCACGAGAAAUACGCAGCUGCUUUUACGAAAGAUGCGAAGCUUGUUAUGAUUAGUAAGGUUGCGAGGGGGUAUGAUGAGAUCUUGGAAGUUAGAAAGGGCAUGUGGACAGCUGUUAAUUCGAGGCUGCAUACACCAGUGAAGAUGUAUCCGUUUGGGUCGGGUGCGGAUGAGGUUAUGUUGUAUGGGACUGUUGGGUAUGUGUUGAAGGAUGGGAGGAAGACUGAUCUUGAGUUUGCUGCGAGAGCUAAGUUGGUGAAGGAAGGUGGGGAGUGGAAGAUGAGUUUCUAUCAGGUGUAUCUUGAUUCUGCUGCUAUAGCGAAUGCGAAAUGA
Messenger RNA from Lachnellula hyalina, 444 nucleotides. RefSeq lists its product as uncharacterized. The transcript has 4 exons. The record is from RefSeq and is a predicted model, not a curated record. Lineage: Eukaryota; Fungi; Ascomycota; Leotiomycetes; Helotiales; Lachnaceae. The coding region runs from base 1 to 444 and encodes 147 amino acids.